This is a messenger RNA of Mercenaria mercenaria, 4191 nucleotides long. Its product is annotated as putative amine oxidase [copper-containing]. Gene Ontology annotation, cellular component: plasma membrane. The record is from RefSeq and is a predicted model, not a curated record. Bases 344 to 2809 code for a protein of 821 amino acids. Gene Ontology annotation, molecular function: copper ion binding; quinone binding; primary methylamine oxidase activity. Gene Ontology annotation, biological process: amine metabolic process. Lineage: Eukaryota; Metazoa; Mollusca; Bivalvia; Venerida; Veneridae. The transcript is spliced from 4 exons.
CACUUAAUUAAACGGUUUAUUACAGUCGUUGAUUUUGUCUCUUGUUUUUUAUGAGUCGUAAAUUUUAUUAUCAGCAUUUUCGUAAUCAAAAUUUUAUUUACUUUAAUGCGAGUAAUCUUGGCGAAUUAUUUAACAUACAGCGACAAGUUUUCCUCUGUUUUUCGGCCGUCAAGAUUUACGUGAGAUAACGUAGCGUAAAUGACAAGCCAGUCGAUCUGGGGCAUCGGGCCAUAUUUUUCACUCUAUUCUCUGAGCUUGCAUUUCGCGCUUCUGUAAUUAUUGUUUAUGUAUGUGGUGGAAUUUAUCGGAGUGAUAUAUACAUGAAGGAUAAAGUAAUGAAUUUAUGAGUUGGGAAUUUAUAAGCUGGAAAGGACAUACCUCAUCUGAAUCAUUCACAGCUCAUAAAAUGUCCGACUCAGGAACGCCAGGGAAGUACCGACGCGUGAUUGGCGUGUGCAGGAUAGUUGUUAUUGUCCUGAGUGUGGCCGUCAUCGCUCUUAUCGUCGCCUUUGCGCUCGUGGUGUCCCAGAUGCAGAAUAAAUUGGACUCCAAAACGGAGAGCUGUCCUGCAAGCAGCAGCAGGAUAAAUCUUGAUCCGCCAGACGUUUUACCGCCAUUUCAUGAUCUCACGCGAGAAGAGAUUUUGUCAAUAAAAGAAUAUUUAUACGGACAAUCGGAUUUAAAUCUCGUUAAGCCGUCUGAAAUUGCGUGUAACGUGAGUUACAUUUAUACUAUGGAACUUCAUAUUCCUAACAAAGAACAAACUUUAAAUUUUCUUGACAAGGGUAGAUCGCCGCCAGAAAGAGAAGCCAGUGUUGUUAUAUUCAGAGGCGACAGGCCCGAGCCUUAUGUGCAGGAAUAUAUCGUGAGCCCACUACCUAAUCCAAUAAGGAAGAAAGCACAGACCCCCCGGCCUUUUCGAUACCGUCCGUUAACUGCUCCUGAAAUCGUCGGAGCGGUUACUAAGCUGCAUGUGGAAAUAAAAAGUAAAGUUGGUAAAAUUUUGGAAGAAAGUUAUGGUGGAACAUUGGGGGACUGCGCUGAAAAUUGUCUAGAAUUCCAAAUGAUAACGCCAAUGUCCCCGGCAUCGUCCGGAGAGACGAUGGCAAGAAAAAUGUGGUUUUGGCUCACACCUGUUGUUGAGUUUUGGAGUCUCCAUCCAUUAGACUUUCUCGUACUCAUGGAUCUUACAAGUAAUGAGGUUGAAAAAUAUACUAUAGACAAGAUUUAUUAUGGUAAUCAGAUGUUCAAAAGCUUAGAAAACCUUCUUAGAUCUUAUGAAACCGGCUCUGUCACAAAAACAAAAAUUGCCUUUCCGACAAAGGAUAAGAAGCUGUAUUCUUCAAUGAACAGGAGGGGAACAUUAUUUCCAGAGGAGCCAUUAUUACAACCUACGGCUUUUGAACCAAGUGGAAAAAGAUAUUCUAUAGAAGGUCGGCAUAUCAAAUACAUGGGAUGGGACUUUGACAUAAGGAUGUCUACUAUUUCGGGUCCUCAGAUGUUUGACAUCAGAUAUAACAAUGAAAGAAUUGUUUAUGAGUUAAGUUUGCAAGACAUUGCCGUAUUUUACUCAGCCGACAGUCCGGCUCAGAGAUUUGCAGAUUAUGUGGAUAGCGUAGCUUUAAUUGGGUCACGGGUUCGGUCACUUGUUUCAGGAACCGACUGUCCGUCCCAUUCAACUUACCUCAGUGCUGACCAUGUUAUUGAGUCAUUAGAACAGCCAUUCCAUGUUGAUAGGGCUUUCUGUGUGUUUGAGCAUAACACAGGUCUUCCACUGCGCAGGCAUUUAUCUAGUUCCGGUACAAUGUUUUACGAAGGAAUGAUGGAUAUUGUACUUACAGUUCGAACAAUAGCAACAGUAGUUAAUUAUGAUUAUAUUUUUGAUUUCAUUUUUCACCAAAAUGGCGCGGUUGAGGUUAAAGUUGUGUCUACAGGAUAUAUACUGACUUCCUUCCGAUUCCAACCAGAAGAUAAUUACGGCUUCCGGUUGCGCGAUCAUGUGACCGGAAAUAUUCACCACCAUAUGUUCCACUUCAAAACGGAUAUGGACAUACACGGAACGAAAAACAGGUUUGAAUAUAUAGAAAUAAAGCCGAUUAAGAUUGAUAAUACACAGUGGUCUAUAGAAGACCGAGCCAGAUACACCCAAACAAGAAUGGUUCGAAAUCAAGUGAAAUCAGAAAAAGAGGCAGCAGUAAAGUAUAGUUUUGACAAGCCAAAAUAUCUGACAUUCUACAACAAUAAUGUUCUAUCGCCUUAUGGUGUACCAAGAGCGUACAGACUGUUCACAAGAGGAAUUUCAAAACAGAUGGUCGAAGAAGGCACAGGACAAGAACCAUCUGUAUCGUGGUCACGGUACCAAGUUGCUGUAACCAAAUACAAGGAAGAGGAAAGACGUAGCAGCUCCAUGUAUGCUAUCUGGGACGCCAAGGACCCUGUUGUCAAUUUUCAGAGUUUUAUUGACGACAACGAAAUAAUAAAUGACGAGGAUCAAGUGACCUGGGUGACUAUGGGCAUACAUCACAUCCCACACAUGGAGGAUAUACCCGUGACCCCAACAGUCGGCCUUGACCUUGGAUUCUUCCUUCUUCCUUACAAUUAUUUUGAUGAGGACCCUGCGAUGGGAUCCGGAGAUGCCUUACGUAUAGAACCUAGCAGUCAGCGCACAUUAAACCAUGGACUUAAUAUUUACAAUUACGGAAAGUCAGGUCAUAAACAAUGCCUACCGGAACAGUCUACAUUUAUGAACGAUAUAAAGGAAAGGCCAAACAGUAUUUUUGAUAAGCCAACGGGUGAUGUUACUAUUUAAAGCGAUUUAGUAAAUAUAUUGAAAUAAUGUGAUACAGCAAAGAUUAGGGCGCAAUUUCAAACUUAUAAAAGUACGUGUACCCGACAGUAGAAAGCGUCUGCAAAAAUUUGUCGAGGUGCUUCCGAAACGUCAGACGCUUAUUUUGAUAAAGAAUAAAAUUCUACACGUACUCGUAGCACGAAAUUGCUAUCGCUCUAAUAUUAGAAUAGUGUGAAUGUGUUGGUUUUUUCAAAGUGCAGCUUAUAACAAUGAUGAAAUCAUUUUUUUGUGCAUUGAGAUUUGUUGAUAAAGAUAUCCCCGUUCAGAAUACUCUUCACAGGCACUCUGCGGCUGAACGUAUAGCCGCCGUGUAGACUACGCACCGUGUUUAGACUGAUAUUUAUAUCUUUACAUUUAUAGAUACCAAAUAAUUUAAAUGAUUUGCCAAUUAUGAUAAAAAGACAAGGUAGUUCACUAACCUGGUUUUCAACUACCGGAAGUGGAUUGACGCCGGUUUGGAAAUGAAAACGACAUAUUCUGCGUAAUUUGUAGAAAGAGCUUGGUUCAAGGCGUUGGUUGAAACUCCCUUGUCUAUUUCCAUUUUAUUUUAUCAGAAAAUUCUGAAUAUUCUAAACAAGCAUUUUAAUGGAAAGUUUUGUUUUAUUUGGUAACUAUAUAUUAAAAGUAUUUCAGAUAAGAUACAUAUCGGUCAAAGAAUAGCCGGUAAUCAACACUGCUGCUAUAUCAUAUGUCCUGCCGUAGAGUACCAGUGAAUAAUCUGAAAAAAAAGGGGAUCUCCUAUGGAAACCUAUUUGUUACUUCUGCUGGUAUUGGAUUAUAUAUCAAGGGAUGUAACUCUGUGUUAACAUAUUUCAGAUUCAUUCGUGAGUUGUUUGCCAUAGUAAGACAAUCCUAAUUAUAACAAUGUAUGUAAUACAUGUUCUACAAAAGAGAAGCUUUCUCUCAGGACUGCGUUUUAGAUCAACCAUUUACAUGUUAUUUGGAAACCUAUGUUCAUUUCAUCCCUUUUGCGCAAAACUACUGUAACUGCAUAUAAAGAAAGAUAAAUGUACGACAGUUUCGCGCUGUGGCGACGAUAAGAUUUCACUGGGUAUUAUAUAUGCGUUUUGUAUAAAGAAAAUUCACUUUCCCUUUUUGAACUGAAAGUUCAAAUGGUCAAAAUUUUAUUCGAUUAGGGCAACACGGGUUUUUGCAGGAAUUCAGAAGAGCACACUUGUAAUUACCGUAAAAGUUGUAUCGUAAGCCCAACAAGUUGAGACAGGACUAAAAAAAAACCUCCUGUUUCGCGUGAUUUUGUUCAUACACUUGUAAUGACUUAUUCAUUACCUUUCGAAAUCGGCGCCGAACGUGCGCCUUUAGUGGUUUCGACCCCACCCACCUUC